AUGGAGGGGUCCGCUUGGAGUGCUGGAGUGUCGGAUGCGUGGGGACCAUCGCUAAGAACGACGAGUACUGGAACUAGCAGUUUGAGUGGUGAUGGUGACGACGAUGCCGAUGGAUUUGAUGCGUUUGCCGCGUGGCCCACUGCCAGUUCGGACAGCGAAGAGAAGAAACAAAUCCAACGUCGGCAUGAAGAGCAGAGAGCAAGUGUCAAGGAGAAGCGUCGUUCCAUCAUUGACGGUCUUCAGUCCUUUCGAAUUCCAGGAGGAGAUUCUUCCUUUGCUUCUGAAGACUUCUCCGCUUUUAGUGAUUCAGAAGAUGACAAACAUAAAAACAAAACAUUACAAAACUUCAUCCAACCAAAACCAAGACAAAAACAAAAACAAACUCAAGAAGAGUCUGUGGAGACCCUCCCUUUCCAAAAUGGAAGAAACACAAAAAACAAAGUCAAAGUAAUUCAAGUCAAGGCUCAGCAGAAGACUCAUCAACUGCUCCAACAAGAAGAUGUCAAACCUACUAGUACAUCAACAAUGACAUCAGGCCCUCCUCUGCACCGCUCCAAAACGUAUCAUGCGCCUCAGCAAACAACAACUACUAGUAUGUCAUCAUCCAUCAAAAGAUCUUCCACCUCCAACCGCAGAGCCAGUUUGGGAAAAAUGGUAAGAUUCCAAAUCAGUGAAACCAAAAUUGUGACUGCAGGACAAGAAUCAGUUGCAUCGGAAGCUGAUGAGCAACACAACAACAACAGCACUAAAACUGAACAACAAAUUCAAGCUCAAACUCAGCCAUCACCAACACAAGAAGAAUUGUUCCAACAAUUCCUCUUUCUACCCAGUGAUGUCAAGUCAAAGACAAAGACAACAAACAAAACCCACAAAAAGGAUCCACUCGCAAGUUCAGACCACAAAGUCAGUACCACCAAACAAAAAAGCACCAGAACAAAAAAGCACAAAUUGCUGCGCAAAAAUUCAAGUCUCAGUGACAUUCGCUUUGAUCAUGAUGACCAUGAUGAUGGACAAGAAGUAGAAGAAAAAGUUCAAGUGACAAAUACUAAACACAAACACGACAAUCAUCAUCACAAGAGCAGCAUGUCACACGACAAGGGGGUUGCUACCGACGAUACUAAUGCCCCCGUCAUGGACUUGUUUACGGGAAUUGCACUCCAUAUGGAUCAUCCUCGCAGUCACGCUGCGAUAGACACGGCCACCAACAACAACAGCAAGAAGGAACAUCGGUACAGCGCCGUCUCCAUUGACACUCACGACCGGGACUUGUUACCCGAUGCCUCCUCCUCGUCCUCCGACAAACACUUCCAACGGCAAAACUCCAAAGAAAAAAAGGAUACCAGUAGCCAUGACAACAAGAAAGCAUUCCAACAACAGAAUUCCAAAGAAAAAAGUAGUGGCAAAAAAUCCAAGGACAAGAACGAGGGUGACAACAAAAACAAAAACGACAACGAUAAUCGGAGACGACUGCUGCGAAGGAAUUCAAGCUUGUCGGAUAUGGAAGACGUGGCUAAGCGAAAGGGAAAGCGGCAACAACAACAACAAGCAACACGCGAACAGAGACGGAUGCAUCAGAGCCUGCGGGAUACCAGUACUAUGACAGGCAAUGAUGACGACUACCUCUUUUUUGACAACAACAACAACAACAACAACAACAACACUAAUACUAAAACUGCGCAUGAUGAGAGUGAUGAUCGACACGAACGGGGGACCAAAACGACAAAACAGGGGACCAAAACGGGGGAUGGGGAAACAAUGAGUCUUUCAUUACGAAAUAAUGUCGACGCGGAUACAAAGAAUAGCAGUGUAGAGGAGGGCAAGUCGGAGAAACGAAGAAGAGACAAGAACAAGUCCAGGCGUGAUGAUGAACACAAAAACAACAAUGCAACUCCCAGUGACACGGAACCUUCCAGUAGUACUGGAAAGAGCAAACAGAGUGGUGACAAUAAUGCACAGAAGGCUUCUGAUCAAAACAACGCCAGGAAGGCACCCGAUCGACGAGGGGUCCUGAAGCGAAACUCCAGCUUGUCGGAUUUGGAAGAACUGGCGACAUCGCGCCGAAGUAAAAAGUCACAAGACGGGAAUAGAAAGUCAAAGGCACAUAGUCGGCUCAAGAUGCACAUGUCAUUGGGCAACUUCUCUCGGAGCAAUAGUAACGAUGAUGACGAGGACGAGACCGCUCAACAACACAUUGGGGGUAGCCUAAGGAUUUCAUCGACGCGGAUGAGCCAGUCAACGCACGAGGUUGGAGAAUCACGCAAGGGAAGUGCCUUGGAGCGCAGCGCCAAGUCGGAACAUGCUCCGUCCAAAAAGACAUCGAGUAGUAAGCAGCGUUCGAGUCGGGACAAGCAGGGCCGAAAGGACAGCACCCACUCUGACCGAUUCGAAAUGCACCAGAAUUUGCAUCAGUUGAAAUCCGAGCAUCGUGCGAUUGAAAAGAAGGCUUCAGCUGAAAAGAGCAGCUCCAGGCGUCGGGGAAGUCUCGGUGGCAGGAGCGAACAUGGAAACGUCAGUAGGACAACGACAAACGAGUCGUCUGCUCAAAGUGGGCUGGAUGUGGCUGGUGAUCGCUCCUCUUCGAAAAGUAAGAGUGCAAGGCUGCAGAGCAAAACAAACCGAUCACUGUCUGGAUCCCAGCGGGUUGACGAGUCCCAAGGCCCAGAGAAAGUCUCUCGGAGGAAUAGCUUAACACCAGACCGAAGUCAGACGGACAGGAAAAGCUCGACAAAAGUGGACAAAUCCACAGAGAAGAUGAAGCAAGAGAGCAUCAGCAGAUCAAGUUCAAGACGGUCGCGAGAAGCGUCGUCCCGGCCACACGGCAGUUCGAAUAAUGAUUUGGGUCGUUCUGCUGCUAGUAACCAGCGGCAAAAACGAAAGACCAGCAUGUCCAAUACCGACACAACCGCGGCAACGAGCACUACCGGUGCCGACAAACGGGAACCGGAAGCUCUGCUUUCAAAGAGCGAUCGCCCGCUGCUGCGACGCAACAAUUCCAGCUUGAAUGAAUUAGAACACAUGGUCCAACGCGCCGAAGAUACGAGCGAGACGACGGGUUUGAAACUGAAGACAAGAAUGUACAUGAGCAUGAGCCAGCUUGACUCAGAACCGAACGUUGGAGGCAGCGAAAAAAACCGAAAUAGAGGCGGAAGCAAGAGCCGGAAGAGUGAAAAGAAGAGUAGGAAGUCUGUUUCGAAACGCGCGGAGGGAGAACUAGAGUGUGGACCCGCAAAUGCUUCGUCGCUAGCGUUGACCAAUGGAAGUGUUUCCAAAUCGGGUGGAUUGGACAAUUCAAAAACAUCGCGUCGAAGUCGAAGCCGAUCGAAAAGCCAGGGUACAAGUAGACGCCGGUCUUCAGCUGAAGCCAAGUCAAAAUCUGACCGUGGUCGUUCAAGCAGUCGGCAUCGCAAAUCAGAUAGCAUGGAGGACAGCAAUGACAGGAAUGGUGUAAAAUCAAGACGAGGCAGCAUGUCCAAAACCUCAGAAAGAUCAGAAGGGACGAAAAAGACCUCCUCCGGGACUCGGAACAGUAAAAAACACAGCUCAUUUCGAAUCAACACGGAGAGCCCCCCUGACGGUGAUCUUGACGAGUUGGAACCCUCGAUGAAAAGCUUUGAUAUGCUGGCGCCCUCACAAUCUCAGGACCGCGAGGAUCGCAUGUACAAGAGCAUGGGGUUCCUCGAUGGGGGCAAAUUGGAAAGGAAGGGUUCUGGGCGCUCGAAACCUCGAGAUCCGCGAUUGAAUGACGACAAGAAAGUUUCGGAAGGGACGCAGUCGGGGGAGAGACCACUGUUGCUGAGAACUGAUUCAGACAUCAGCAGCUUGGGCUUCUCUCAGGCGAGAAAGAGGAAAUCGAACACGAAGAGCUUAGACAGUAUGGAAGCGAAAGCAUCAUCACACCUUUCCUUAGAGGACGAAGAUGCACCAAUCCCUACAGCAAUCAUUAUAGUCGGGGACGAACCGAGCACGAAGGACCGAAAGGACCAACGAAAGCCGGAGACUAAGAAAAGAUGGACACUCGAGGCAUCUGCCGACAGCAAUCACAGCCCAAUGAUGACUAUGCAUUCCAGUUUUGGCAGCCUCGAGGACCUUCCCACUCGAGAAAAACACCAUCUUGAGGAUCGCUUGAACAAGAGUCUCGGUGCUCUGAACUUCCCGUCCCAUGCCAUCUCUCCGCAGUACAACAAAAUAAAGGAAUCGUUUAAAGCAACGGAUAUCCCUGCGAAAGCAAGAUCGAGAAAGUUUGCCGGUGCUCCACUGACUGAUGAAAAAACAAGCAACAAGCCUUCUCAGGGUGGUACUAGUACUCCGAAAUGGAUGAAACGAGCAAGCACACAUUCCCUCCUGACUGAUUUUUCCCAAAUCCCAUCACGUGAACAGCUGAUGCGUCAAAGCUCGGGUGCAAUGGGCACAAGGUCGAUUCAAGACAACAGUCGCAAGCUGUUGCUCGAGCUCACGGAACAGAAGAUGAAACAAGAACCGAAAGAAAAGUUUUGGUCUGUCCUGUCAGAAGCAUUCCAGCCAGCGGAUAUCGAUUCUGCUUCAUAUUCGGGGGUUUAA
This is a messenger RNA of Seminavis robusta, 4557 nucleotides long. The record is from the annotation of a GenBank genome assembly. NCBI's taxonomy places the organism in Eukaryota, Bacillariophyta, Bacillariophyceae, Naviculales, Naviculaceae.